This is a messenger RNA of Zingiber officinale, 5283 nucleotides long. Its product is annotated as paired amphipathic helix protein Sin3-like 4. Gene Ontology annotation, molecular function: transcription corepressor activity. The record is from RefSeq and is a predicted model, not a curated record. The transcript is spliced from 24 exons. NCBI's taxonomy places the organism in Eukaryota, Viridiplantae, Streptophyta, Magnoliopsida, Zingiberales, Zingiberaceae. Gene Ontology annotation, biological process: negative regulation of transcription by RNA polymerase II. Gene Ontology annotation, cellular component: chromatin; histone deacetylase complex. The coding region runs from base 355 to 4518 and encodes 1387 amino acids.
UUCUGUUGUUUGGUUUCAAGCCCCUUUCUUCCCCGCUCGCUUCUGCCUCGCCCUCUUCAUUUCCAUUUCCUGGCGAUGGCCAAGACCUGGAGCUCUUUACGCCCUCUUCCUCACCACCAGUACGCCUAAUGCUUCUCUUUUCGCGCGAGCUUUCUUCACCUUGACCCCCCAAUUCUCGCUGUCAGAUCGGGCCGGCCGAAUUGGACCCGCCGGUGGAGAUCAAGGAUUCGUCUUUUUCCAGGUUUUAUCUCUGCAAUCUCUUGGUAGGGAAGGAGGCGAGUUUACUAAGAGUGUUUGGUUUUCCACUGUCGGUUAUUUCAUGGGUGCAUGUGAGGAACGUAGGAGGAGGUUUUGAUGGGUUCUCAGCUCAAGUGGCCAAACGUUUCUCGAGCGGAUCUGUCUGGGCAAACUCAUAUGGCGCCAGCACCUGCGCCUGUUGGAAUUACCCCGAAGCUCACAACCAACGAUGCCCUAGCCUACUUGAAGGCUGUGAAGGAUAUAUUUCAAGACAAAAGAGAAAAGUAUGAUGAAUUUCUUCAGGUCAUGAAGGACUUCAAGAGUCAGAGGAUUGAUACCAAUGGAGUUAUUAUGAGGGUGAAGGAGUUAUUUAAAGGGCACCGAGAUUUGAUCUUGGGGUUUAACACCUUCUUGCCAAAGGGUUAUGAGAUUAAGCUACCAGAAGAAAAGAAACCGGUUGAGUUUGAGGAGGCAAUUGAUUUUGUUAAUAAAAUUAAGAGCCGUUUUGAGAAUGAUGAGCAUGUUUAUAAGUCAUUCUUAGAUAUACUGAAUAUGUACAGAAGAGAGAACAAGUCAAUCCAUGAGGUCUAUGAAGAGGUAGCAGCCCUAUUUUUGAACCAUCAUGAUUUGCUCGAGGAAUUCACACACUUUUUGCCAGAUGCCUCAGCAAUAUCUGCUCCACAUCACAGAUAUCCUGGUCAUGCUUUUUCACGUCGAGAUGACAAGAGCUCUAUCAUGCUUCCAUCAAGGCAUUUUCAUGUGGACAAGCGGGACAGAGCUUAUACAUCACAAACUGAUCAAGAUUUCAGUGUUGAUUGCCCUGAUAUAGAGCAUGAUAGAAAGAGAAGGCGUCCGGAUAGAAAACCAGAUAAUGAUAGGAAAGAUCAUGAACGAGAUGAGAAGGACUUGGAGAAUGAUAGUGGGGAUUUAGAUAAUCUACAGCAUAGGCAUAAACCUUUAUCUCGAAGGCCUGAUGAUUCUAUUGCUGAACAUGUGCAGCAAGGAGCUGAUGGUCCUGAGAACAUUGACAUGUAUAGCAUUUCAUCUUCAACAAUUGAUGAUAAAAAUGCUAUAAAGAGUGUAUAUACUAGAGAAUUUAAUUUCUGCGAAAAAGUGAAGGAGAAAUUGCAUCCUGACACCUAUCAGGAAUUUUUGAAAUGCCUUCACAUAUACAGCAAAGAGAUAAUAAAUAGAACAGAGCUAAAGAAUCUGGUAAAUGACAUCCUUGGAAAGUAUCCUGAUCUUAUGGAAGGUUUCUAUGAAUUUUUGGCCCAUUGUGAGAAUAUAGAUGGAUUUCUUGAAGGGGUUUUCAACAAAAGACACAUGACUAAGCCUGUUAAGAUAGAGGAUAAAGACAAAGAAAGGGACCAGGAAAUGGUUGAAAGGGAGAAAGAUCGUGAAAAGGAGAGAGUCACUGAAAGGGAAAAAGUUGAUAAAGGCAUCUCACAAAAAACUAAUUUAUUCUCAAACAAAGAAAAACAUAAUUUGUGGAAACCAAUUUCAGAGCUUGACCUUUCAAAUUGUCAGCGAUGUACCCCAAGCUACCGCCUUCUUCCAAAAAAUUAUCCUAUACCUCCUACUAGCCACCGAACGGAACUCGGAGAGUCAGUACUAAAUGAUUUUUGGGUGUCGGUGACUUCUGGAAGUGAGGACUACUCUUUCAAGCACAUGCGAAAAAAUCAAUAUGAAGAAAGUUUAUUUAGAUGUGAAGAUGACAGAUUUGAGAUGGAUAUGUUACUGGAAUCAGUUAAUACAACAACUAAAUGCGUGGAGGAAUUGCUGGAGAUGAUGCAAGACCCUGUCAAGCCAGAGAAUCCUGUUCAUAUUGAAGACCACCUCACUUCUCUGAAUUUGAGAUGCAUUGAACGAUUAUAUGGAGAUCAUGGUCUUGAUGUUAUGGAUAUACUACGGAAAAAUGCUAGUCUUGCAUUGCCAGUGAUAUUGACUCGCCUGAAGCAAAAGCAAGAGGAAUGGUCUAGGUGUCGUUCAGAUUUCAAUAAAGUGUGGGCAGAAAUAUAUACCAAAAAUUAUCACAAAUCACUCGACCAUCGCAGUUUCUAUUUUAAGCAACAAGAUUCAAAGAAUUUGAGCACGAAAACUUUGUUGGGUGAAAUUAAAGAAAUCAAUGACAAGAUGAAGAAGGAAGAUGACAUUCUUCUUGCAGUUGCUGCCAAAAAUAGGCAUCCAAUCUUUGCCAAUAUGGAAUUUAAGUAUGCAGAUGUAGACAUGCAUGAGGAUUUAUACGAGAUCAUAAAAUACUCAAGUGGAGAAGUGUGCACAUCUUCAGAUCAGUUGGACAAAGUCAUGAAAUUAUGGAGUACAUUUUCGGAGCCCUUGUUGGGCAUUCCCAAUCGAAAUCAAAGUUCAGAUGCUCUAGAUGUAAAACUGAAGGGGUGCUCUGUCAAAACCAGUAUCGCAGGUUUGGCUGAAAACAAUGUACAUCCUGGUGCUACCAAGCAAUGUAAUGGUGAUGGGAACAAUCUACAUGAACAAGUAGGUACAUGCAGACCGGGUUUAGUAAAUGAAGAUGGGACCAAUAUUGAAAAUUGUUCCCACAAUGUGGACCGAGGCACUCGCCAUUGUGAAAAUCAUGUCAUUCAAGGAAGAGUGCAGAGUAGUCCUCCUAUAUCUGAUGAAGGUACUCGAGCAGCUGUGCUAAACGUUCUUGCAGAACAUUUUCCAGGUGGUAACAAUGUUGCAAUUAGAGCUGAAGUUCACACCAGAACAGGCCUGGAGAAUACAUCAGGGAUCACUGGCGCUUUAAGAACAGUGCAUCUUGGAACAGAGAUUCUAAUGGAAAAUCAAGUAACUAGUGAAAUGUUACCUACAGUGGAGGUUGGAAAUUCUGGAAAGCUAGGUAUAUCAGCAAAUGGUGGUGGCAGUGUGGAAUGCAACAACAAUCUCAGGCGUGAAGGUUCUGCUUCACUUAAUAAUCUCAAAAUUGAAAGAGAAGAAGGUGAAUUGUCACCUACUGGAGAUUUUGAAGAGGAUAAUUUUGUGGCUUUUGAAGAUGCUUCUGUAACUGCAGCCCCUGAGCAAAAGGAUAUUUCUAAUGCUGAAGUUGAUGAUGAGGAUGAAGAAAGUGCUCAACGGUCCACUGAGGUCAGUGAAAAUGCAUCAGAGGCUGGUGAGGAUGCAUCUGGCAGUGAAUCUGGCAAUGGUGAGGAAUGUUCCCCUGAUGAUCAUGAGGAAGAUGAUGAUGCAGAGCAUGACGAUCAUGAUGUAAAGGCUGAAAGUGAGGGUGAGGCUGAUGGUAUGGUUGAGGCACAUGAUGCCGAAGGGGAAAUUACAUCAUUACCAUAUUCAGAAAGAUUUAUUAACACAGUGAAACCUCUUGCAAGACAUGUGCCUGCAACAUUACAGGAUAACCAUGAUAUAUCUUCUAGGAUAUUUUAUGGAAAUGAUUCAUUCUAUGUGCUGUUUCGGCUUCAUCAGAUGCUAUAUGAAAGGAUACUCUCUGCUAAGACAAACUCAUCAGCUGCUGAAAAUAAAUGGAGAAGUUCUAAAGAUUCAAAUCCUCCUAAUCUAUAUGCCAAAUUUAUGAGCGCCCUAUACAAUCUACUUGAUGGUUCUUCUGACAAUACCAAGUUUGAAGAUGAUUGCCGAUCUAUCAUAGGAACUCAAUCUUAUGUACUUUUUACACUAGACAAGCUAAUUUUUAAAGUCGUUAAACAGCUUCAAGCAAUAGCCUCAGAUGAAAUGGAUAUUAAACUUCUCCAUCUAUACUUGUAUGAAAAAUCAAGGCGAGCUGGGAGGUCUUUUGAUGUAGUUUAUCAUGAAAAUGUUCGGGUACUUUUGCAUGAUGAGAACAUAUACAGAUUUGAAUGUUUUUCUCAAUCCUCGGAUGUGACCCAGCUGUCAAUCCAGCUAAUGGAUUAUGGACAUGAAAAACCUGAAGUUACUGCUGUAUCAUUAGAUCCCAAUUUUUCUUGCUAUCUGUACAGUGAAUUUCUCUCAAGUGUCUCAGUUAGGAAAGGAUUAUAUGGUGCCUUCCUGGGAAGGAACAAGCGUAAAUAUGGCAGAGCUGAUGAGUAUUCCACUAUUUGCAAGGCUAUGAAAGGAAUUCAAGUACUCAAUGGUUUGGAGUGCAAGAUAUCUUGCAGUUCGUCUAAGGUUUCUUAUGUGCUAGAUACUGAAGACUUGUUAUUCCGAGUGAGAAAGAGAAGACGGUACUCAAGUAGAAGGAUCAUAUUAAAUAGCCAAGCACACCCCAUACAAGUAAAUGAUUCUAAAGUACAGCGCUUCCAUAAUUUCAUAUCCAGUUUCAUGUCAGGUUCCUAAUGCAUUUUGCCUCUAGUGGUGGUCUCUGAAUUGAGUCAAACACACCAACAAGCUUGAUGGAUCUUCUAGGUGGCUUUACUUUGACUACCUUCCAUUUCCAGAUAGCAUUUGGUUGCAUUCUGGUACAUACAUCAGCAUAUAAACAUUAUUCUAGUGUUUUUUCCCCUUCCAUAACAAAUUUGUACAUAUGCAGCCCCUAACUUUCUUCUCAUAUGAUGCUUAAUUUACCUCCACCUUAUGUUAACAUUUUGCUAGUCAACCAGAGCAAAUAUGUAAGCAUUCAGAUGUUAAAUGUUUAUUCUGCUACAUUAAGCACUUCAGGUGCUCAUGUCUGUUCAAGUUGCUUAUGUGGACAUAGGUUCAGGUUGACAAGAUAAAGGACUGAAUCACCAAUAUUCUUAGCAUCCAAAUCAAUAUAUGCAAAAGCUUUUGCGAAGCUCUCAGAGGCAAUCUCUUUCCCCACAAUAAUAGCUUUCUCAUCGUGCAUAAUCUUUUAUUGUUUUUUUUUUACUGGUGCGGUUGAUAAGAAAAUUUCAUACUGGACUUGAUUGAUUAAAAAUCAGUUAUAUUACUCUUACUUUUCAUUGUAGACAUCUUUGUCUGCAAGGAUUAUUUUUAAGAUUUUCAUGGUAUUGAAAUGAUUGCUCACAUCUUUGUAACUGUUAAUGUGUUAAGGUGAUGGAUCUACUAACGUUUCAAUAAUCUCUGUAGCAACUCAGACAACUGAAUUAAGCUCUAAUGUUGAUGAGGUCCUGUUACCUCUCA